UGACGUGAAGUCAUGUGGCGCAGUCACUUCCUUCCAAUUCUCCUCAGCGCCGCUUCACUCCUCGGUCUUAUCAUGUCGUCCUAGUGGACCCCUUACAGGACAUCCAGCCCAGUCAAGCAUGUUUUUACCGAACCAAGGCCGGCCGCGCUCACCUCUCGGGCGGUUGCUUUGCUUGGUGGCGUGUGCGGGAUGUUUGCUGCUCCGGUUCGGAGAAGCGGCGACGGCUGCGGAGGGAAGCCUGUGGUACCAGGAUCUCUGCAGCUACAAAUGGGAGGCCAUUGACCUGGAUAAGAAAAUGAGCUACACGCUCAAGCUGUGUCCUUCCUCCCCGUCCACCAUGUGCGGCGACAGCACGGCCGUGUGUGCCCGCGACCUGACCAGUGACAUUUACCAAUCCGUCGGUGAGCUGUCCCUGCAGAGGCUGUCGGGCACCGUGCUGGAUUACAACAGUACGGUCAAAUGUCCGGCAAGUGACAACAACAUCCGGACCACCAUCGGCUUCCAGUGUGGGAAAACCAUGGGGACCCCAGAAUUUGUGGCUGUGUCUCAGUGCAUGCAUUACUUUGAGUGGAGGACGUACGCCGCCUGCACGAGCGACAAGUUCAAGCCUCACAAAGAGGUGCCCUGCUUCGCCUUUGACUCGGAUGGGAAGAAGCACGACCUCAGCCCUCUCAUCAAAAUAAGCAACGCCUACCUGGUGGAUGAUGGCGACGACAGCGUGGACUUCUACAUCAACAUCUGCCGCAGCCUCAACGUUCCAGAAGCACGUUGUCCUGAAGGUUCCGCAGCCUGCCUGGUGACAAAGAACGUGGCCUACGACAUGGGAUCUCCCAGCAUGCCCUUGCAGCUCUUAUCUAACGACAGACUGAGGUUGCAGUACCAAGUGAGUGCUGACGUGACUCCUCCGGUCUUCUGCAACGGACACACUCCUGCUGUCACCAUCACCUUCAUCUGUCCUUCAAGCAGGCAUCUAGGCAGCACUCCUAAGAUGACGGCGGAGGCCAACUGCCGCUAUGAGGUGGAGUGGACCACGGAGUACGCCUGUCACAGAGAUUAUUUAGAGAGCCACACGUGCAAACUCACCAGCACGCAGCAUGACAUCUCCGUCGACUUAAGCCCUCUCACCUUGAGCUCGACAGACCAUCCAUACUACGCUCAUUCUUCAAAGAGCGACGGGACAGAAAGCUACAUCUACUACCUGAACGUGUGUGGAAAAGUCCCGGCGGAAGAAUGCAGCAGCUUAGGGGAGUUUGUUUCGUCCUGCCAGGUGAAGAAAACAAGUGACGCCAAGAAGGUGGCUGGAAGUUACCAGAACCAAACCCUGCGUUACUCUGAUGGAGAUUUGACGUUGAUCUACCCUGAUGGCGCCAUGUGCUCCACUGGCUUCCAGCGGAUGACCAUCAUUAACUUUGAAUGCAACAGGAACGCAACCAAUGGCGGUGUAGGAGCUCCAGUGUUUGUCGGGGAAACCGACUGCACAUACUACUUUGAGUGGCAGACGGCCCACGCCUGCGUCAAGGAGAAGGAGGAUCUCCUGUGUCGGGUCACCGAUGGAAGGAAGCAUUACGACCUUUCACCCCUCACCAGAUACCCUGAGUCAGGGCUGAACUUGAACUGGGAGGUGGUAAAUGCCGAAUCUCCGAAACUGGACUCGAAACGCUUCUACCUUAACGUUUGCCACAAAGUCAUCCAGGCGGGAGGGCCCACGGGCUGCCCGGAGAGCGCUGCCUUAUGUGCCGUAGAUAAAGACCAGAAGGUCACCAGCCUGGGGAGCUUCCUCUCGUCCCCCCAGAAGACCGAAAAAGGAAAUGACAUCAGACUGGUGUACACUGACGGAGAUUUAUGCAGCAAAACGACAAGGAUUCAGACUAUCCUGACCCUCAAGUGUAAACCAGGCGAUCUGGAGAGCGCCCCCGUCCUCCGCAGCAUUUCGUCUGAUGGCUGCAUGUAUGAGCUGGAGUGGUACACCGCCGCCGCCUGCGUCCUCUCUAAGACACGGGGGGACAACUGCAAGGUGGAGGACACUCAGGCUGGCUUCUCUUUUGACUUGUCGCCACUCUCCAAGGCCGACGGCGGCUUCUACAACCUGACCAACGACAACUACGACUACUACAUCAACGUAUGCGGCACGGUUAAAGCCGCCACGUGUCCUGAAAAGGCAGGCGCGUGCCAAGUAGAAAAAAGUAGUUGGAGUCUUGGGGAAGCAAACUCCAGACUGUCCUACUAUGACGGCCUGAUCCAGUUGUCCUACAGCAAUGGUUCCAAGUACAACAAUGAGCAACACACACUCCGAUCCACACUCAUCUCCUUCCUUUGUGACCCUGAAGCGGGUGCUGGAAAACCUGAAUUCCAGGUGGAGGACAAGUACACCUAUAACUUCCGCUGGUAUACGUCGUACGCGUGUCCUGAAAGGCCUCAUGAGUGUUUGGUGACGGAUCCCAACACUCUGGACCAGUAUGACCUAUCCAGCUUGUCUCGCACAUCCUCUGCCGGCAACUGGCAAGCCAUGGACCUGUCUGACACGGGUCCGAGCCUGAGGAAGUACUACAUCAACAUCUGUCGACCCAUCAACGCCGUCAUGGGCUGCGACCGCAACGCCUCGGUCUGUCAGAUGAAGUACACCACCACGCAGGGCUAUCCAAAGGAAGCGGUGUCCGUCAGCAACAUGGGUAUUUCCAAGCGCGGCCCCAUCAUCGAAGGACGGGACCGGCUGCUGCUGGAGUUCACCGACGGCGCCCCCUGCCAGUCUGAUGGCCAAAACUUGACGUACUCGACACGCAUCCACCUGGUGUGCUCCAGGGGAACUUGGUCAAUGGGCCCGCGGUUCCUCAUUUACCAGAACUGUACCGCCAACUUCAUAUGGGAGACCAGAGCUGCUUGCGCCAUCACCACCACCAGGAACAAUAGCUGUGCUGUGAUGGACCCCAACACCGGCUUGGAGUUCAACCUGCAGCCUCUGGCCUCCAAGACUGGAUACAGGACCAGAGCCAAUGGAAAGGACUUCCUGGUGAACAUCUGUGCAGACCUGGAAGCCUGUGGACCGGGAAUGGCAGGCUGUGAGUUGGAAGAUGGGCGUCCCGUGAGUCCGGUGGGGGUGGAGAAGACAUUGCAGUAUUCCACAGAUGGCCUCCUGAAACUAACAUACAAGGGACCUCGAGAUGAUCCUACAGCAACUCGGGACACCUUCAGCAUUAAUUUUGUAUGCAACCAAACCGCUCACCCUGGCUCACUGAAGCUGCUGCGGGAGGACUUGAGCACUUCGCCCAGCCACGUGGUCCACAACGUGCUCUUUGAGUUCUCCACCGCUCUAGCCUGCGUCCCUGCCCCGGUGGACUGCCGUGUUAUCGAUUCCCAUGGGAACGAGUAUGACCUGAGUCGCCUCGCCCGAGACGGAGAUGGCAGACCCUGGGUUGCCAUAGAUACAGACGUAGUGACGUCACGCAGCUUCUACAUCAACGUCUGCAAACCCCUCCCCUCCGUGAAGGGUUGUCCCGUUGGGCCUCUGGGUGCAUGCCAGGUGAUUGGCAGCACCAGUUACAACCUGGGUCUGGUCCAGGCCAGUCCCCAGGUGGCGCAGGGUGGCUCCAUCAGCAUCGUCUAUCAUAACGGCGACCCUUGUGGUGCUUCGUCUCGCUACUCGACACGCAUCAUCCUGCUGUGUGACGACAGCCCUGGCUCCCCCAUGUUUGACCGGCAGGACGGUUGUGAGUACGUCUUUGUCUGGAGGACGUCUGAGGCCUGUCCCAUCAGGAAGUCCAAAGGGGAUGAGUGUCGUGUCCGUGACCCAAGGAGCGGCUACGAGUUCAACCUGAGCUCCUUGAAGGGGAAAGACUACCCAGUGAGACGUGACAAGUACAUCUACCACCUGUCGGUCUGCACGGGGCUCCAGAGAGGCGUUUGCACCGACAAAGACACAGGAAGUGAUGUUGUCUCCUCCUGUCAAGUAGAAGGAAGCUCCCACAAGAUAGCAGGAAUGGCCAACCAGCAUCUGACUUACGUGGGAGAUCAGCUCAUCCUGAACUACACCAACGGAGAAAAGUGCCACCAGAUAUACCAAAGAUCCACGGAGAUCUACUUUUCCUGUCACCCCGACAGGAACCCUGGGGCACCAGAGUUCAUCAAGGAGACUCCAGACUGCACGUACCUGUUUACCUGGCCCACUGCUCUCGCAUGUGUUCCUGUCAAAAGCACCAGCUGCUCCUACCAUGAUGGACUGGGACACUCGUAUGACCUCUCACCUCUGGCCACGGAGACUCAAAACUGGGAAGUGGAGCCAUCAACCGAGGACACCAGCAGACGGUUCUACAUUAACGUCUGCCGGUCCCUGGUGCCGCAGGGAGGUUCCUGGAAGUGCCCAUCCAAUGCUGCGUCCUGCGUGAAGAUUGGCGAUGAAUAUGUGAGUUUGGGGGAGGUCAAGACGGGUCCCACGUGGGAUAAGAGCGUGCUGAAGUUGCAGUACACCAGUGGCCACCCCUGUCCGGACGGAGUCCGCAACAAGAGCACCAUUAUUCGCUUCAAGUGUGACAAAGAACAAGUAGACUCCCGACCAACCCUUAUUUCUGCCAUUGAGGAGUGUAUGUACACUUUCUUGUGGUUAACAGCCGCCGCCUGCCCCCUGAACAGCAGCCAGCAUGACGGCUGUAGAGUCGCCAACCCCUCAACAGGUCAUUUGUUUGACUUGAACUCACUGACCCGGGAUGGAGGCUACACGGUGUACGACCAUGAUGGGGACAGGAGGAUGUUCCGCAUGAACAUCUGUGGAGACGUGACCAAUGCGGGAUGUAGCCCCGGAACCGCUGUGUGCAUUAAAGAUGGCGGCAGCGGCGUGCUGAGUGGCGGCCAGUCCAGCAGGAAACUGUCCUACAAGGACCACGUCGUGGAGCUGACAUAUGAAGGAGGAAGCCCGUGUCCCGCAGACCCCGCCCGCCAACACAACACUGUCAUCCACUUCAUCUGCAAGCCGCCCAGCAUGAGCUCAACCCCUCCACAACCCGUCCUUAUCGACUCCAUUGAUGACACCUGCACGCACCUUUUUGCUUUUCACACCCCCCUGGUGUGCGAGCAACCUGUAAAAUGUUCAGUCCAGAACGGCUCUGCCAUUAUUGACCUGACACCUCUGAUUCAUAUCAACGAAUACUACACCGCCACAGAUGAUGAUGUGGAUCAAAACGAUGACUCUCCGGACUUCUACAUCAACAUCUGUCAGCCUCUUAACCCCAUCCCAGGGAUAACCUGCCCGCCUGGUGCCACCGUCUGUAUGGACCCAGACAAUGGGCCCCCAAUUGACAUUGGCCGCAUGACCAGCGGCCCUCAGAUCAGCUCGUCAGGCGAGGUGUCCAUCACCUACUCCAGCUCCACCAAGUGUGGGUCGGACCAAGAGCAGAACUACACCUCCACCAUCAUCUUCACCUGCCAGAGAGGCGUAGAGCUGGGCUCCCCUCGCAUGCUCAGGUUGCAGGGGUGCGUGUACAUUUUUGAAUGGGCGACGCCCAUCGUUUGCUCCGAUGCUACCCACACCAGCGGAUGCCAACUCACUGACUCUCAGCUGCAGUUCACCUUCGACCUGUCGGCACUCACAGGUGAAGUGCAGGUCCCACUAGGCUCCAGCGGCUACCUCAUCAACGUGUGCAGCUCCGUGGCUGAGCCCGCGUGCAAAGGGAGCGCCGUUUGCCGGGUAUCAGGCUCUGAUUCUGACAAAUCAGCGUUGUCAUUCGGCAUCAGCAAGGCCAUGACGAUGGACUUCAAGCACGAGCAGCAGGCUGUUCUCAUGCAAUAUGGCGGUGGCGAUCCAUGCCCUCCCGUCACACAACAGGGCGAGGCCUGCGUGUUCCCCUUCACGUCCAUGAAGAGGUUGUACACUGACUGCACCACAGAUGCCAGGACCGACGGCAGGAAGUGGUGUGCCACCACCGCCAACUAUGACCAGGACAAGAAAUGGGGGUUCUGCGAGCCAGCCUCUGCCAAGCGGCAGUCAUCCAUAUUGUUUACCUGCGACCCGUCGGCAGGCCAUGGCUCCCCACAGCUGCUCUCAGAAACCGCCGGCUGCUCGGCCACUUUUCAGUGGAGUACCAGUGCUGUGUGCCCCCCCAGGAAGAUGGAGUGCAAGCUGGUCAGCCAACAUCAGACCUUUGACCUGCGAGCCUUGUCCUCCCUCACCGAGCCGUGGAAGUUCAGCCACCGAGGCGACUCGUAUUUCAUCAACCUGUGUCAGGGGAUUCACGGGGGACUGACAGAUUGUCCCGAGGGAGCCACAGUGUGUCGGCGCUCUGCAGCAGGAAGGACCCAGACACUGGGCCGCGUCCACACUCAGAAGAUGAGCUAUAAAGACGGAAAGAUUUACAUCAGCUAUUCAGCCGGUGAUGACGUGUGUGGCAACGCCGUGGCAGCAAAGACGGAGAUCCAGCUGAUGUGCGGCUCCACAGUGGGACACCCAGCCAUCAUCAGCGUCAACCAGGCGUCCUGCCUCUUUGUGAUUGGCUGGGAGACGCGAUGGGCAUGUGCCAUCAAGCAGCGCGAGGUGGAGAUGGUGAACGGAACCAUCCAGAACCCCGACACCGGCACCACCCUCAGCCUGGGAGAGCUUUACUUCAGCCCUCACCAGGCCUCUGGAGACAUCCGGCCCAAUGGGGACCGCUACAUCUACCACAUCCAGUUGUCUGGACUCACCAACAGCUCCCUGCCCAGCUGUGUCGGCGCCAACAUCUGCCAGGUUAAACUCAAUGGACCCAACAGGCGCCGAAUUGGCUCCUCCAGCAAGGCCAAAUAUUUCAUUAAAGGAGGAAAUCUGGACGUGAUGGUGCCCUCCGAGUCUGCAUGCGGGCGGGAGAUGUCCAAAAUGGUGUCUUCCACCAUCAUGUUCCAGUGUAACCCGUCAGCGGGCGUGGGCAUCCCCGAGUUCAUGCUGGAGACGGACGAAUGCCAGUACCUGUUCGUGUGGCACACCGACGCCGUGUGCGGCCUCACGACGGUGGAUGCGGGCACGCUUUACGAUGACGGCGUUCCGGGGGCCAGGAGGAGCCAGGUGGCGGGGAUGCUGCUGAGCCUCCUCUUUCUGGGCCUGGUUGCGUGUCUGCUGGCGUUCCUGCUGCGUAAGAGGGAGAGGAGAGAGAUGGUGAUUCAGAAGGUUGCUGGAUGCUGCAGGAGGGGCAGCCAAGUUUCGUACAAAUACUCGAAGGUUAACAUGGACGAAGAUGCAGGAGAGGAUGAGAUGGAGUGGCUGAUGGAGGAACUCGAGGCUCCGCCCACAUCUUCUCAUCACGGCCGAAGUAACCAUAGCAACGGUCACAUCAAGACCAAACCGGUGAACACGGACGGCCUGCGCUCCUUCUCGCUGGAUGAGCAGGAAGACGACAGCGAGGAUGAGGUGCUGAGCGUCCCGGGCGUGCGUGUGGUCAAAUCGUCGUCCGUCCAUCGCAGCGUCUUCCUGAAGGAGGAGAGCGACGAGGACCUGGUGGGCCUCCUGGACGAGCCCGACAAGAAGAGAAAAAGUGGCAAAGCUCGGCCAUCGAGUCGCAGCGACACGGUAGCCGAGGGGAGGCGGGAGGACGACGACAGCGAUGAGGACCUCCUCAGGGUGUGACGCACACCCCCACCCCCCAGCCCCCAUCAGGACUACUCAGCGAAUGUCGCCAUAGCAACACCCUCAGCAUACUGACACUUUUCCUCCUCUCUUUUUGGGAUUCAUUUUGACCGAGUCAGACUCUGCUGUGUUGCCACCUUAUUUAUUGACAGAUGAUUUCUUUCACAUGACUCGUGAUUCUUCUCAAUGAUCUACACGGCAUCAGUGAUGCCCCCCACCUCGUCGUCACAGUCUCAAAAUGAUUGCCGAGGCCUGAUGAGAAGCCACCAGUCCACCCAAACACACACACACCGUUGUUUUUAAGUUGCCAUUUGAAGUUGCUGCCAUUUUCUUCAGUGAACUCGUGUCUUUGCAGUGUGGACGGAAACAUCUGGCUUGUUCUCGGUCGUCCUGUUAAGCUGUGGUGAAACACGUUGUGGCGGCCAUCAAACAGGGAGCUCCAGCUGAUGCAGGCAGUGAAGGUCAGUCGAGCUUCUGAGGCAGGGGUGUCCAAAGUGCAGCCUGGGGGCCAUUUGUGGCCCUUAGUACAGAAAUAUCAUUUAAAACAAAAACUUUGGAAAAAAAAAGUCAGAAGCAGCAGUCAUUUUACAAGAAUAAAGUCAAAAUAUGAAAAAACGACAUAAGUUUAUGAGCAUAAGACAAUUUUAGUAGCAUAAAGUUGAAAUAUUAAAGGAAAACGACUUUAAUAUUAUGGAAAAGUUGUCAUAUUUUUAAAAGUAGAAGAAAGUCAAAAUGUUAUGGAAAUGAUGUCAGAAUUACAGGAAGAAAGUGGAAAUUAUUGGAAAUAAAAAAAAAACAGCAGAUAGUUGCAAUUUUACUAAAAUAAUAGCCAAAUAUUAAAAAAAAAAUCAUAAAAUCAUAAUAAGGAAAAACAUUUAUUUAGUCAUAAUAUGACAAAUAUCAAGUUGUCAUUUUUGGGAAAAGAGGUUGGGAGCAAGUUAUCUUUAUGGAAAUAAAGUCAUACUAUAAGAAAGGAAAGGAGAUAUUUGACCAAUGUUGAAAUGGCAAAGGUGGGGGUAAAGAAGAGCAAAGUUGAUAUGAAUGAUAUUUAGUCUUUUCCAGCCGCAUGAGAAGCUGAGAUGAAACACAUAGAACCUCUCGCCAUAUCUCCAUCAAAGUUGCAUCCUUUUGACAUUAUCACGGCGUGGCCGUCCCUGGACAUCCCUGUCCUCAAGGGAAGGAAGAUCAUUGCUCUCCUUGUGCCGUUUACAUCUUCCUGCCUCCAAAGGAGCGUGGCCAUUGUCUCGUCUUGGGUCACGUAUGCUCGUUAUCAUUUCCUUGUUGUGAUUAUUUAAGUAUGUGAGCCUACUCUGACAGCGGAUGUCAGUCAGUGGAGGAAGGUGAAGUCGUUUUGAGAGCGGAGGCCAUGGUUAAUUGAGCCCCGCCCCCCUCUCACCAAAGCCAUAUUUCUGCACCUGAUGAGAUGAUUCGGCCUGCGCCAAGUUUUUUUGCAUGGCAAUCAUCAACCCGAUGAAGGUAGCAUUUGGAAAAUGUUUAGUUUUCUUUCGAAGCACUUAGGAAUGGCACGUCUUGCACCAGCGUGGCCAGCUCAUUGAAUUAGUGGCUGUAAUGGCUGACUGGAUGACCGAGGAUGGAAUCUUUUGUUGGCGUUAUGGAUUGCUUUAUUUGACAUUCAGUCAUUUCAAUACCUUUUUUUUUUAUUUGUAGUUGAUUUUGUCAUGUCCCAAACAUUUGAGGAUGGCCAACAGAAGUGUUACUGCAGGCGCUGCUUCAGUAUUUGGAUCAGGGAGGUUUGAAUCCCCGUGAUUGUUUCAGUGAGCUUCUCGUAGAUCUCCAGUGACUCGAUGGUGUUGUCAUCGGGCACGCGGAGCUCCGUGUAUGUUACCGUCUGCCAUCAUCUCGUCUUCUGUACCGGCUUUCCAAGCAUUCUGGUCAUGGGGCACGGUACGAUUGUUGCCAUGUUAGGAGGAGGUGGAGAAGAGCACAAAGAAAGACGGGAGGAACGUGUACGAUGUUGAGCAUCAUUCUGCUGCUUUUGUUUUUUUGCUAUUUAAAAGAAUGUGGAUGUAAGAUUGUUGCUUUAUUUGAAUAAAUA
Messenger RNA from Doryrhamphus excisus (bluestripe pipefish), 9635 nucleotides. It is a transcript of the gene igf2r, whose product is annotated as insulin-like growth factor 2 receptor. The record is from RefSeq and is a predicted model, not a curated record. Gene Ontology annotation, cellular component: late endosome; plasma membrane; trans-Golgi network. Gene Ontology annotation, biological process: lysosomal transport. Gene Ontology annotation, molecular function: D-mannose binding; signaling receptor activity; insulin-like growth factor binding. Lineage: Eukaryota; Metazoa; Chordata; Actinopteri; Syngnathiformes; Syngnathidae.